Cuscuta epithymum is the source of this 586-nucleotide messenger RNA. Lineage: Eukaryota; Viridiplantae; Streptophyta; Magnoliopsida; Solanales; Convolvulaceae. The record is from the annotation of a GenBank genome assembly.
CUUCCUUCCAUUUUUCCUCUCUGAGAAAGUGGGCGGGUCACUGGGUCAUGAUGACUCCGUUUUGAAGAGGUUUGAAGAUUAUUGUGGAGAAGUGGAGUCAACGGCUGUGUGGGGCGGUCAACUUGAGCUUGGUGCCCUUACUCAUGUCUUGAAGAAACAUGUUGUUAUAUAUUCGGGGUCAUUCCCAGACGUGGAGAUGGGAAAGGAAUAUAUAAUAAUGAUGAGCCAAAUGGUGGGACCUCCUCGUUUGGGCCGGAUAGUAUCUUGUUGUCAUACCACAGGCAUGCCUAUGGAUCUCGGGGAGCAUUAUAACUCGGUUGUCCCCAAACUACCCUGAAAGCUGUGCUUGUUUAACGUGAACAGCAAUGUUACCUUAACUAUUGGACUGUUAGUUUUGAUUCGGAUAAGUAGUUAUAGUGUUAUACUAUUCCCAAGGAAUGCAUGUAUGGUUUAGAAAGUUCUUGUUCUUAGUUUGAUUAUGUUGUAUUCCUUUUUAUGCUGUCGACUGUCGUCUACAUUUGUGUAAUCCCAGUUGAUGAUGCGUAUGGUUUAAAGUUUCAUUUUGCACACGGGUAUAAGACUAUAA